ACCAUAUGUAUGCCACACCUGUGGGAAAAGAUCAUCAUAAAUCCGUACUCAAGGCCCAUAAAAGACUCCCAUAGUGAUGAGAAACCCUUUUCUUGUGAACUAUGUGGAAAAGAAUUCAGAUAUAAUAGUGAUUUAAAAGCCCACAUGAAAGUUCACACUGGGGAAAGGCCGUAUUCCUGCACCACCUGUGGGAAAACGUUCUCUCGGCCAUCAUCUUUGAAGUAUCAUUUAAGAAUUCAUAGUGGGGAGAAGCCAUAUUCCUGCAUCACUUGUGGGAAAACAUUCACUCAGUCAUCACAUUUAAAGGCUCAUAUAAGAAUUCAUAGUGGGGAGAAGCCAUUUUCCUGCAUCACCUGCGGGAAAACAUUCACUCAGAAAUCACAAUUGAAGUGUCAUACAUCAACCCACACAGGGGAAAGGCCGUAUUCUUGCAACACUUGUGGGAAAACAUUCACUUGGACAACAGUGUUGAAGCGUCAUAUUAGAAUCCACAGUGGGGAGAAGCCAUAUUCUUGUAGCACCUGUGGGAAAACAUUCUCUCGGCCAUCAAAUUUGAAGUAUCAUUUAAGAAUUCAUAGUCGGAAGAAGCCAUAUUCUUGUAGCACCUGAGAGAAAACAUUCACUUGGACAGCAGUAUUGAAGCGUCAUAUAAGAACCCACAAGGGGGAGACGUCUUAAAGUAAAUAUUUGGAGCAAUUAAGAUUUAAAAAGGCGUUGAAGCCUUCUAUAAGAACGGAACAUAAAUGCUGCAUUUGAGAGAAAAGUCUUUUGUCACUUGUUCGCUAGUGCACUUUAUUUUUUUUAUUUUUUUUAUUAAACUUUG
Molecule: messenger RNA, 823 nt
Organism: Gasterosteus aculeatus aculeatus (three-spined stickleback)
Lineage: Eukaryota; Metazoa; Chordata; Actinopteri; Perciformes; Gasterosteidae
Source: RefSeq, a predicted model, not a curated record